AUGACCAGCAGCAUCGACGAUGCCAUCCGCGAGCUGCACUGCGAACUGAAGCGAAGCGACAGCAGACGAUCCUCCAUCCUCGCCGCCAGGGCUGCUUCCGCCUCCGCCGCCGCCGACUCCGACUCCAACCCCAACCACAACUCGACGACGCGCCUGCGCCGCCAUCCCUCCAACUCCAACUCGACCUCGUCCGCCGCCGCCGCUGCCAGGCAAAGGGGCUACUCGCCCGCCUACGUCAUGUCGCCCACCUCCUCCCUCAGCGGCCGCAUGCGCUCCGGCUCCAACGCCUCCGCCGGCCGCCCGGAGCACGACGCCAUCAACUCCAUCCUGUCCCGUCACGGCCCCGGCAAGAGCUCCGUCAGGAGUGUGCGUUCCGCCAAGCCAUCCCUGGCCGAGAUCUCCGAGUCCGAACCAAUCUCCCUGACCCAGCACGUCCUCGACCAGGUCGACGCAGUGUCCCCGGCCGAGCAGCACGCCGCCGCCAGCUCCCGCAGCAUCAUCGAGCAGGACGCCGUCGGCCUGCCGCACACGGACGAGUUCCACGACAUGCUCGAGGGUGGCUUCCGGAGCCACCGGGCCUCGAACCUGGUCCUCGUCAACCCGGACCUGCCCUCGAGCUCCGACUACGACGAGAGCGAGCACGAGCGCGAUGCCUACGACCAUGACGACCGGCCCAUGACGGCCAAUUCUACAAAUACCUUCCAAGUGGCCCAGGAUGCAUUUGUCGACUUUGACGGCGCCCACUGCGAGACGGAUACGGAAGAUGAUCGUUUCGCUUCUACCAUCGACAUGGGGGCGCCCUCGCACAAGCGAGAGAGCCUUCCCGACAUGCACCAGCAUCAGCACCAGCAGCCUCAUCUUCUUCCCCAGCUGCCCCAAUCUUAUUCCCAAGACCAGGCCUACGCCCAUACCUCAACCCUACCUCCUAUCCUUGAUGACGAUCACCUACCUACUCCCCAGCCCCCCGCGACUGAAUUUGUGAGGCCGCAGUCUUAUUUCGAUGAGCAAAGCGGCCAGCACAUGCUGUUCUAUCCAGCCCGUGUCCCUGCCAUGCUCAACCUGCCGCCCAAGCUGUCCAACAAGCCCAAGGCCGCCGACCGCAACCAGAGACGCUCCCAGCUCCUGGGCGCCAUGAUGCAGCCCAAGAGAAAGUCCGUCGUCCCCGACCUCGACAAAAUC
Messenger RNA from Trichoderma citrinoviride, 1179 nucleotides. RefSeq lists its product as hypothetical. The record is from RefSeq and is a predicted model, not a curated record. The transcript has a single exon. Lineage: Eukaryota; Fungi; Ascomycota; Sordariomycetes; Hypocreales; Hypocreaceae. The annotation marks the transcript as partial.